Cotesia congregata is the source of this 1313-nucleotide messenger RNA. The record is from the annotation of a GenBank genome assembly. Lineage: Eukaryota; Metazoa; Arthropoda; Insecta; Hymenoptera; Braconidae.
AUGAACGAUACAAAUGAGACUGAGGAAAUGUGGGAGGAUUAUGAUAUUGAAGAGUCCUGGAAUUAUUAUGAUUGGUCGGAAUUAGCUCCUGCACUUGUUAUUUACUCUAUUACUUUUUGUCUUGGAUUGACUGGAAAUAUAGUUAUAAUAGCGUCAACAUUAUGCCCAAAAUUACGUCCACUACCAUCGACACCGACAAAUAUUUUUCUCGGUGGAUUGGCCACCGCGGAUCUUAUUUUGAUUAUUUUCUGCAUACCUGUAAAGAUAGCCAAAUUAUUUUCUUUUACUUGGACUAUGGGAGCAUUUAUCUGCAAAUCAGUACACUAUGUUCAAAGUGUCGCUGCGAUAUCUUCAGUUCUUACACUCACAGCGAUGUCUAUUGAAAGGCAAUUCCUUAUUGUCAGAUAUUACGCAAUAGUACAUCCGAUGAGAGCUCAUUACACUUGCACCAUCAGCCAAGCAAGACGGAUUGUGAUUGCCACUUGGACCGCAUCAUUUUUUUUGGCCAUUCCAAUAAUACUUACUCAAAUUCAUAAGCCAGUGGGAGUUCGGGUUCCGUCUUUUUGGUGCGUACGUGACUCGGAUUCUCAACUCCUCUGGCGGAUACACGAGCUUUACAUGCUCCUGUUAGUGUUGGUGAUUCCCCUCGCGGUUAUGGGGUUUUGCUACACCGCUAUAUGCUGGGAAAUUUGGCGCGUUAUGAACCGAAGAUAUCACAUGACGUCCAGAUCUGCAUUGAGUCCAACGAUACCCUCAAAUAAUAGAGAGUGUAUUCUUAUGACAGACAGGGGACGAGAAAGCUCACGGCAGUCUAGAACCAAGCGUGGAAGUACCAGAACUGAGGGUGAAUCCAGGACCAUUAAACAGGUGGUAAAGAUGCUGGUAGCUGUGGUAGUCCUGUUUGCAAUCUGCUGGAGCCCACUGUUAAUUGACAACGUUCUUACAGCGUACGAGUACCUUCCGCGGGUUAAACAUGGCCCUAUAAAGCACAUGAAUACCGCAUUUCAGUUGAUGGCCUACUUCAACAGCUGUAUCAAUCCAAUAGUGUAUGGAUUCAUGUCGAAACACUUUCGUGAGAGCUUUCUCGCAGCAGCUUACGGGGGCUGGUGGUGUUGUUGCCGAAGAAAAGUCUAUACACCUCCGGUUAAACGGCACCCCAGCCUCAGUCAAACUAGAACUACAAGUGUGGGCAUGACAGCUUCAUUUAUGCUAUUAAACCAUCAAUUUCAAUCUCUAGCUCCCAGUUUCCACUUUCCAUUAAACAGUUUUCAACUACCUACAUCAGAUUAGAACACACACACACAUUUUGUUAA